AUGACCAAGCGCGGGGCGAGCCGAGCUGGAGAGGGCAGGACCCAGCACAGGGGCUCGGGGUGGUCCCCGCCAAGGGAAACCAGGCGGCGGCGGCGGCGACUGCACAUCUGGCGUCCCGGGCGCGCACGCUUGGCGCACCGCCCCCUGGCUGGCCGCGGCAAUCUGCGGAGCGUCCGGCGAGGUGGCAGCGGUGUCAGGGGAGGCGGUGGUGUGGCGAGAAGGAGGGGAGAGGGUGGCUCCCCGCGCAGGAGGAGAGUGUUAUGUGGGGCGCCGCGCCCCCCGCCCCCGCGCCGGGAGGACGCGCAGACGGGGCGGGGCGAAAGGGGAGCGCGGGGCGGGCGCCCGGGUGUCCCCACCUCCGCGCCUGGCCACCGCUCAGGGAGGGGGCGGGGUGCGUGUCGUCGUUCACUCUUUGUGCAGCGCGGCGCAGGCCGGGGCGGCGGCCAGGCCGCUUUGUCCUCGCCGGGUGGGGACUCAAGAUCCCGGGUGGGGUCGAGGUGGAGGGAUAGGGGUCAUCAGUGCGCUUAUCCCCUCCCUGAGCGUCCCACACUCACCCUCCGGAGCUACUGCGGGCGGUCCGCAGCUACCUUGGGCCGAUCGGCCUCGGAUAAAGCUCCCCGGGGCCUCGUGGCCGCAGAGGCGACAACGCAGAGAGCCAGGCGCACGAUCUGUGGCCGGGGGCUGCAGCCUCCCGGGCCACCCUUCUUCAUGUUUGUUAUGGUGUGGCGGAGGCCGCCAGGCCUACGGGAGCUGGGGGAGGCUGGGGAAAGGAGGCCCAGCGGUGUUGGGUUACCGGCGGUGAGUCACGGUCCCUUCCAGCCACCGAAGCCCUACAGGCCCCCAGCUCCGGCGGUCAGGGCUGCGCCUUCCUGGAGUAACCGUGGAGCCUGGAAAGUCCCCGGGAGGGAUGCUGCGGGACCCCGGCUCUCUCAGGGAGAAAGGCGGAGUCAGGAACGAAGGGAGGCUCGAAGGAGGAACCCGGCCCUACGCCAGGGCUCCGAUCUCCUGGUUAAGUCCCGGAGUCUGACAGGGACCACCACCGAAGAGGCGAGAUGUGGGGACCUACCUGGAUGGAGCUGGGUCCCCUGAGCUGCCCAGCACCAGUAGGAAGAUUAGGGUGGGAAGACGGAACAGGAAGAGCAUCUGGUGUAUUCUUCAAGUACUGGGGCUUCCUUCUGCAGCUCUCAGGUUCCUCCCACCCUCCGAAUUCCUUCUGUCUUCACUCCUGUCUACUUAUCAUCUUACACUGGACUCAGGCAACAGCCUGCCUGCCCCCUGCUGCCAGAGUCAUGGCCUGAAGUACCCAUUAUCACCUUCACUCCUCUGCUCCGUUCUGGACUUGAUAACAGUCUUCUCUGCAAACUUUAUUUACUUAUCUAACUGAUGCCUGAAACCCCUCUGCCAGUUCCUGCCUACCUUAAAAGCACUCACAUAAGACAAAAUGCAAAGGCCACCUUUAUUCAGAUCUGACCGUUCCACCAGCCCUUUCAGGGACUCUCUGCCACCACCCACCACCCCCACACCCACACCCACACCCAUCCUGAAACUGUAUCCUGACUUAAACCGUCUGUAGACAUCUGUGCCUGUAGCUUGAGAGACAAGUUGAUGGUCUGCAGGUAGAGUCCCCGGCCCCCACUGGAUUGACUGGAUGAAUUAACCUCUUAAGAGUUUCAUUUGCUCUUCUUAAAAUAUGAGUUAGUAGGUCUAAUUGGUUUUCAUUUGGUUCGGUUUUCAGGUAAACAGAUUGUGUCUGCAUUAGUAAUUAAAAUGCCAAGUGUUCUGGUCCCUUCUCUUCCCUCACUAUACGGUAGGAAACUGUUACCCUGCUCCCUCUCUCGGGUCAGAUCUGGCUAUAUAACUUGCCUAGGUUCAAAGAUUCCAUGCAAAUACGACCACUGUAUCUUCCACUGGGAACUUAGCUACAGAGUAAACUGCCAGGUCAUCUUGACAAGCAAUGCAGAGUGGGAGCAAGCUGAGACUCCCUGUAAAGGGGACAGAAAAGUCCCCAGGAAGGCUGAAGUAGAAAAGCAGUAUGAGCAAAUACUCUUCUGCUGUGUUCAGCCAGUGAGAUGGUAGUAAGAUAAUCUGGUAUGGUGGCGUGGCCUAUUCCGACAGGGUCACUCUCAAGUGCAAGAAGCUUUGUCCUGUUUUACAACAGGAAAUGCUGCUGUGGAAGGUAGCUACUAUAAUUUCUGUCUUCAGUUGGGGCAGGCAUAUCAGAAAGAUUUAGAGCAUGGCCUAACAUUACUUAGCUUGUACAGAGUAACAGCAGCACCGAGACUUAAUCCCCUACCUGUUCCCCCUCUGCUGAUGCCAGGCUACCCCCUCCUUAAAUGGGAAGGAGGUAAGACCCAAGUAGAGUGUGUGGCACACGGUCAGGUCCAAGCACUGGGAACUCCUGCUCAGCCUGAAUUCCUGUAGCAUUGAUAAUUGGAACACAAAACAUGUGUGUGACUGUAUGUGUGGGCUUUUUAAAUUACAUGUACUUGUUCUGUGUC
Arvicanthis niloticus (Nile rat) is the source of this 2498-nucleotide messenger RNA. The record is from RefSeq and is a predicted model, not a curated record. Lineage: Eukaryota; Metazoa; Chordata; Mammalia; Rodentia; Muridae.